Molecule: messenger RNA, 1401 nt
Organism: Geodia barretti
Lineage: Eukaryota; Metazoa; Porifera; Demospongiae; Tetractinellida; Geodiidae
Source: the annotation of a GenBank genome assembly
AUGACGACCGUCUCGGAGUAUGACGUAGCAAUUAUUGGCGGCGGCCCCGGCGGCUAUGUUGCCGGCAUACGGGCCGGUCAGUUGGGCCUGAAAUCCUGCGUCAUUGAAAAAGAAGCGUUGGGCGGCGUGUGCCUUAAUUGGGGCUGCAUACCUUCAAAAGCCCUCCUCAAAAACGCCGAGAUCGUCUCCUACGUCCAUCGCGCAGACCAGUUUGGCCUGCAAUUUGAAAACUUCCGGGCGGACUACAGCGUCGCCAUGAAACGUAGCCGGCAGGUCGUUGAUCGCAUGACCCGCGGCGUCGACUUCCUGCUCCGCAAAAACGGCGUCGACAGCAUUUCGGGAACCGCGCGCCUCGUCUCGCCCAACGCGGUGGAUGUUACCGGGCCGGACGGGCAGAACUCUCGCAUUGCCGCCCGCAACAUCAUCAUCGCCACCGGAGCGCGACCCCGAAGCAUCCCGCCGCUCCCCAUUGACGGCGAACGCAUCAUAACCAGCCGUGAGAGCAUCGUCGCCGAGGAUGUGCCCGACUCGAUUGCCAUCGUUGGCGGUGGGGCCAUCGGCGUAGAGUUUGCCUACAUCUACCGCAUGUACGGCGCCGAGGUCACAGUCAUCGAGUUGUUGCCUCACAUCGUCCCCAACGAGGACGAGGAAAUCAGCCAGCAGCUUGAGCGGGCCUUCAAUCGUCAUGGCGUUAAGCUGGUCACCGGAGCCGGUGUGACCGAUGCCCAGGCCGAUGCCGAGGGUGUAACCUUGACCAUCGACAAAGACGGCAUAACCGAGACCGCUCGGUUCGACAAGGUGCUGGUCGCCAUCGGAGUCCUGCCCAACACCGAGGACUUGGGGCUUGAGACCGUGGGCGUGGCAACCGAAAGAGGAUACGUCGUCAUCGACGACAAGAUGGCUACCAACGUGCCCGGCAUCUACGCCGUCGGUGAUGUGACCGGCAAGUUGGCCUUGGCCCACGUCGCGUCUGCCCAGGGCGUCACCGCGGUGGAAUCCAUCGCCGGCGAAGAGACCCAGCCGCUGAACUAUACCUUCAUGCCCCGCGCCACCUACUGCCAUCCCCAGGUCGCCUCUUUCGGGCUGACCGAGGCACAGGCCAUCGCACAGGGCUACGAUGUCAAGAUCGGGCGGUUCAACGUUCAAGCCAGCGGCAAAGCGGUCGCUAUGGGCGAGAAUGACGGUAUGGUCAAAUUAGUCAUCGACGCCAACUACGGUGAGAUCCUUGGGGGCCACAUGUGCGGUCCCGAGGUCACCGAGCUCCUCGCGGAGUUGCAGAUGACCCACCUGCUGGAAGGCACGACGUUGGAAUUGGGUUGGGCGGUUCAUGCCCACCCCAGCGUCGCCGAAAUGGUGCACGAAGCCGCCCUCGACGCCGAGGGCCGCGCGCUGCACAUGUAG